This is a messenger RNA of Ustilaginoidea virens, 732 nucleotides long. RefSeq lists its product as uncharacterized. Bases 1 to 732 code for a protein of 243 amino acids. Lineage: Eukaryota; Fungi; Ascomycota; Sordariomycetes; Hypocreales; Clavicipitaceae. The transcript is spliced from 3 exons. The record is from RefSeq and is a predicted model, not a curated record.
AUGGAAAGCUUCAUAGAGAGGGGAAUGCUUGGUGUUGCGCUGGCUGCAAUCGGAAGCAGGGAGAAUAGAGGAUCAAGAGAGGAAUCUCGACUUUUUGAUAUCAGCACCAGGCUGGGAACACUCGUCUCCUCCAACUACCAGGACCCGCCGAUGGCAGAAGUUUCUGUGAAUGCCCAAGCCGGCCGGCCAUCCGUCUUGCAGCAGGACCAACGCUCGAAUACCUGCGAGAAGCCGACGAUGCCGGAAGCCGACGUCUUGCACGUUCGUCGACACGUGGGGAAAUGGCACCAAGCAACGGCAGCAAGGUCGGCGACGUCAAGAUGCAGGGCCCUUGCCAUGCGUCUGAAGCGAAACAGGGCGCGGCGCAUCGGGGGUGUUUCGACAGCUUUGUCCGGCUUCACGGCCGCAUUCAAGGAGACGGCUCCCACGGGACGCCGGGCCCUGACGCGUCCCUCUGUCGACGGGUAUUAUGAGCUGCGGCAGUUCUCUCCUCAGCACCCUGUCGGUCAUGACGUAUUUCAAGAGAUUUUGAUGGAAGAAGACGGCGCCCGCGCCAAGAGCGGCUCUACUUUGAUUCUUACGCUGUGGCAGCAGACGUGGAAUCUCGGACAGAGUCUGCUAGGCGUCGCGAUGAAAGAGACUGCUGUUCAAGAGGAAGCUGGCAGACGAGCAACUCUUUGGCUGCGGCUACUCGUCACGCGGCCUGUCUUGCUGUCGAGGCUACUCAUUUAA